AGAGACUACAGAGACACGUUUUCUUCUCCUUCUUCUCUGGAGAAAAAUAAUUAACUUCUUCCUUCCUUGUUCCUCAAUUCCAUUUCUGCUCAACCAAACAUCAACUCUUCUGAAUUCUAUAUUACGUUUCCCCCAAAUGGACGAGAAUUUAACCAAUGAAAAACAGUCGUUGCUAGCUCGGAUCCAACACUUGGAACACGAGCGUGAUGAGCUGCGCAAAGACAUUGAGCAGUUGUGUAUUCAGCAAGCAGGCCCAAGCUACCUUGCCGUGGCUACUCGAAUGCAUUUUCAAAGGACAGCUGGCUUGGAGCAGGAGAUCGAUGAUUUGAAAAAGAAGUUAGCUGCUUGCACAAGGGAUAACCAAAAUCUUCAGGAAGAGCUUUCAGAGGCUUAUCGAAUUAAAGGUCAACUGGCAGAUCUACAUGGUACAGAGGCUGCAAAGAAUAUUGAAUUGGAGAAGCAGCUUAAGUUUUUCCAAGGUUGUGUGGCGGCUGCUUUUUCUGAACGGGAUCAGUCGACAAUGGAGGCUGAGAAGGCUAAGGAGAAGGAGGAACUCAUGUCUCAGAAAUUAAUUGAGGUUCAGAACAGGUUAGAAGAGCUCAUGUCAGAUUGUGUUGAGCAGAAUAAACAUAAUGAUGCACUUCAGAUUGAACUUGCAAGGCAUCAAGAGCAAAAUGAUAAUUUAAAGAAAGUCAUUGAUAAGUUUUAUGGGAUCAGGCAGCAAGUUAUUGGGGAAUUGGAGGAUAUAAGUUUGGAAGAUAAAUGUGCUUGCCUCUUGAAUAAUCCUGCAGAAACAUGGACUCUUAAUGAUUUUUCUACAGCCAAAUACAUUAGUUCACUGGAAGAAGAGCUAGAAAGGUUGAGAUGCUCAGUGGAUAAUUUUCAGAACAAAUUACGAGUGGGUUUGGAGAUAGAAAAUCACUUAAAGAAGAGAGUUCGUGAAUUGGAAAAGAAAAGAAGAGCUUCAGACAAUAUGAUGCUAAAGAAAAUUACAGAAUUACGGCACUGCUUUUCUCAGCAUAGGAUUCAAAUCAUAAAUUUGCUUGAAGAAGGAAGAUCCCAUGUCAAAUGGAUUGUUGAUGAUGUGGAAGCAAAAUUUCAGCAGUUCGAGAUGAAAGGGCAGAAUUUGGGGCUUACUCACUGUGAUGUCAAAUUAGCUGAGUACAAACAUCCAGGUGUAAAUUUGGGCAUGACUGACUUAACCGAUGAAGUGGAGAGAAAAGGCAAUGCCUCUGAUGCCCUUUCACAGGCUUUGCAAGAAAAGAAAAAUGUAAAUGCAGCUCUUCAGAAAAAAAUGGAGGAGCUUCAGAGAAAUUUGCUCCAAGUUACGAAUGAAAAGGUGAAGGCUCUCUUGGAGCUGGCACAGUUAAAGGAGAAAUAUCAGUCACUAAAAGAGAAAAUCAGUAAUGCAAUGAAGCAAGGGAACCUUUUGGCUGAAACUGGGGAGAAAAGAAUUGGUACGAAUGAACGACAUGGAAGGCUGAAAAACCUGCUGAAGAAAUCAUAUCUGAGACAUUGGGUUGGUACGUCAGAUAUUGGUGGAAAUGAAACAGAAGCUCAUCCAAGUAAUGAAGGAAAUUUAAGUGGCAGAAGGUCCAGUAGCAUGGAUUUUGCCGGAUUGAAGAUUGAAAAUGCAAUGCUUAAGGAGAGCUUGGAAAGCAUAGAGCACCUUACUUCUUCUGUUCAUAGAUUACGUCUUUCUCUUCUAAAGGUAAAAGAGUCUGUCACUGCAGAAGGUACAGAAACAAGUUUGUUAGAAGCUCUUGAUGAGAUUAUUGAUGAUGUAAAACUUGUGAAGACUGCCCUUGGAAGCUCCCUGCCAGUUAGUUGGUCAGCUGAGGCAGAUGUUGGAUUGACUGGGGAAAAUGCUGGAACUGGGUCCGGUGAUGUCUAUGAAGAUUGCAGCAGUGACAAAAUAGACUCAGUCUCUGCUGCAGGGUUUGAAAUGGUGGAACUUGUAACGUUUGCUGCUCAGAUAUUGAAGGAGAGAACCAUAGCGAUUUCUUGAACAAGAACUGAUCCUUUUUUGGUCUGUUUGUAAACUUGGUUUUGUCAGGUGAGGCAUACGAUGCUGGGCGGAGUGGUAAAUGGGUAAUUGAGUUUGAAGGGUUAAAGAUCGAACUUUCA
This is a messenger RNA of Rubroshorea leprosula, 2127 nucleotides long. Lineage: Eukaryota; Viridiplantae; Streptophyta; Magnoliopsida; Malvales; Dipterocarpaceae. The record is from the annotation of a GenBank genome assembly.